GGUCAUACUCUGAUGAAAAAUUGAAUUCAUCAUCAAUGCGCGCGCUGUUACUGACGUUUAUGCGCACAACUGUUGCACAAGUAUCAAUAAUAAAGUCAACUGAAUUUGUCGUGUCCCAUGUAAUUUCCAUUUAAUGAGAUUUAUUUAUUUGGUGUAAAUAUAUGUGGCGCACUGAUUAUAUCUGUAAAGAUAUAUUUGGUGUCAUGCAAGACAUGUAUACAUCUGUACUAAUCGCAUAGGGUUCAUUUACAAGUGCCUCAAGUUUUGAGGUUAUAAACAGUUCAGAGGCAUUUUGAAGACGAUACAUUUACAAAAUGAGUGGUGGUAUAGCUCCCAGCAGAUCUACUGUCUAUGUCAGCAAUCUACCUUAUUCAUUGACCAAUAAUGAUAUUCAUCAAUUUUUAGAAAGCUAUGGUAAAAUUGUGAAAGUUACCGUUAUGAAAGAUAAAGUUACAAGAAGGAGUAAAGGUGUUGCUUUUGUUUUAUUUCUUAAAGCGGAAGAUGCUAUUAAAUGUGCAAAAGAGUUAAAUAAUACAGAGGUUGGCGGAAGGACUGUAAAAAGUUCAAUAGCAGCGGAUAAUGGUCGAAGUACAGAAUUCAUACGCCGAAGGGACUACCCAGAUAAAUCACUUUGCUAUGAAUGUGGAGAGGAAGGUCACUUAUCUUAUAAAUGCAGUCACAACACUUUAGGUCCUCGAAAUCCCCCACCAAAGAAAAUAAGAAAAAGGAGUAGAUCCAAACAACAGUACAAAAUGGAAACUAAUUAUUUUGAUAGCGGCAGUGAAGAAGAAAGUAAAGAUCGUACACAUUUAUUAAAUACUACUAAUAAAGAUAAUGAAGAAAGUGAUACUGUAGAUUUAGAAACUCUUAGUGCCGCAAUUAGGCAAGAGCAAGAUAAAAAGGAACUUGAAAAAUAUAGACUUACGGUAGCAUCUGGUCAAUAUGACGAAUCAAUGCAUCAACCAACUAGACAACGAAGACGUUUUAAAAAGAAUUGUUACUUCAGUGAUGAAGAGGAACUGAGUGAUUAAGUGAACAAUAUUAGAUGACGUCACAAGGGACACUUUCCUGCACGACUCAUGUCGCGAAAUCACGAUGACGUCACAGUUGAUUGCUUCAGCAGCUGCACUCGCGUGAAGUGAAACAGCGAAAAAAUACACCUGCAGCCCGACACAGAAAGAGAAAAAAGGAUCGCGGGAAAUUGAAAUUUGAACGGCGCAAAAGAAGAACGUCCGCCAUUCGCGCGACGCCCACCCGAUUUCGGCGCGGAAAU
This is a messenger RNA of Orussus abietinus, 1273 nucleotides long. Its product is annotated as zinc finger CCHC-type and RNA-binding motif-containing protein 1. Gene Ontology annotation, biological process: mRNA splicing, via spliceosome. The coding region runs from base 315 to 1031 and encodes 238 amino acids. The transcript has 6 exons. Gene Ontology annotation, molecular function: zinc ion binding; RNA binding. Gene Ontology annotation, cellular component: U12-type spliceosomal complex. Lineage: Eukaryota; Metazoa; Arthropoda; Insecta; Hymenoptera; Orussidae. The record is from RefSeq and is a predicted model, not a curated record.